This is a messenger RNA of Sitophilus oryzae (rice weevil), 4324 nucleotides long. Its product is annotated as phospholipase D2. NCBI's taxonomy places the organism in Eukaryota, Metazoa, Arthropoda, Insecta, Coleoptera, Curculionidae. Gene Ontology annotation, biological process: phosphatidic acid biosynthetic process; cell motility; intracellular signal transduction. The record is from RefSeq and is a predicted model, not a curated record. Gene Ontology annotation, molecular function: D-type glycerophospholipase activity; phosphatidylinositol binding. Bases 695 to 4045 code for a protein of 1116 amino acids. The transcript is spliced from 17 exons.
ACCUAGCUUUUAGUAUUUUUUUUUAAAUGUCAUGAGAUUUUAUAUUUUUGUAGAUUUUAGUUCAUUAUUAUAAUUUUAACAAUAGCAAUUUUCAGAAAUGCAAUUUUUCCAUAGCAGUAGUGAAAAUUGCGUGUAAUAUGACGUAUUGGUCAAGAAUAACCUUGAAAAUGCCCAUCAUUUUUCGAAGAAGUCCUUGUUUAUGAGCAAAGAAAGAAAAUAAAAAUUACUGAAAUCUAAAACUAUGCAGUAAUUAUUCUAAUGAUGAUGAUAUGAAUCAUCACCUCUAGUUUUAAUUCACUUUUAAGUGAGGAAAAGUAUGCCCACUCAAAAAUUGUUACAUAGAUUCAGUAGAUUCAGUAAGUUAAAAUAAACAAAAUGUAUAUUUUCAUGUUAUCAGAUUUUAGAGAUUAUAAUUUAUUACUUUUUAAUGGGAAGUAACGUUAAAUCACAGGUUAAAGUGUGUCAGGGAGAUUGGCGCAAAUAAUUUCUGUUAAUUCAUAUUUAGCUGUAUGGUUCUAUGUGUAUUUAGUGUUAUGUUAUUCUAUUUUAUUUCAGUCUGUUAAAAUUAUUAAAACAAUGACAUUUAAAGCAUUAUUUAUCAAUUACAAAGAAUAUUAUCAGCUGUGGUUAAUGACCAGAUAAAGAAAAAUAUAUAAUAUAUCUUAGUAAAAUUCAGCUACAGGUUUCAUUUAAUAUGGAUCCAGACACUAGUGGAAGACUAAGCCCAACAGUGUCAUUGCCAAGAGAAAGCAUAGGCUCUGACGCAGAUUAUGAUGAUAAAUUAGGUGUUCCAGAAACAAUAAAAAUUGUAGAUGUAGGGGAUGGUCCUGUAGCCAUUGAAAAUUCAGAUGACGAACUACAAGAUGAGGAUUCUGAAGGUGGUUUACCCUUUACUAAAAUACACAAUUAUAUCAAGUUUAAAUCUUUAAACAGGCUUGUUUUUGUUCCUGGUGAGGAUGUUAUUGUGAAUUUAGUUGAUUAUGAAAGACACCUAACAACUCAUAUGAUAAAUCCUAAUUUAUACACCUUAUCAGUCACGCAUGCAGGAUUCAAUUGGAGAAUCAAAAAAAGGUACAAAGAUGUGCAAAAUUUGCAUCAGGAGUUGGUAUUAUUUAAGACAAGUUUGAAUAUACCGUUUCCUAGUAAAACACACAAAAAUAAAAUUAAGAGCUUUAAAGAAAACGUUCCAAUAAAUAAAAAAGGCAAAAGGAAGGGGGCAUUACCAAGAUUUCCAAAAAAACCUGAGUUAUUAGUAUCAUUUGAAAAAAUCCCAAACCGAAUGAAACAGAUCGAAGAUUAUUUAAACAAUUUACUGUCCAUUCCGAUUUAUAAAAAUCAUCCAGCAACGUUGAAUUUUUUCGAGAUUAGUCAUCUGUCUUUUAUUAAAGAUCUUGGAUUAAAGGGGAAAGAAGGACUUUUGAAAAAAAAGUCUGGAAGUACAAAUCCAGGUCAAUCAGGGUGUAAUAUUUUCGGUUGUUAUAAUUGUUUGUGCUGUCUCAGGUGUCAGCAUUAUUGCAGAAAUUUUAUAUGCUCUCGCUGGAUUCAAAGAUGGUUCUUUCUAAAAGAUUCCUGUUUCGGUUACAUAAAUCCCAAAACCGGGCAUAUCAGUUCAGUUAUAUUGUAUGACCAAGGGUUUGAGGUGGCUACGGGCAUGUAUUCCAUGCCUCUAGACACCGGUUUCCAAGUACAGACCCUGGGUCGGUCUUUAACCUUCAAAUGUCACACAAGAAGAACAAGCAAAGAAUGGGUAGAAUAUUUAAAGCAAGUGGCAGAGACUACAGCGAGAGAUUUCAUACAACCAAAUCCACAUCGUUCGUUUGCUCCCAUCAGAAACAACACCAGCGCCACCUGGUUUGUUGACGGUUCUUCCUACAUGUCCAGCGUGGCGGAUUUGUUGGAGCAAGCUAAGGAAGAAAUCUACAUUACCGACUGGUGGCUCAGUCCCCAGAUUUACUUGAAAAGACCCGCUAUCAGCGGUGAUUAUUGGCGCUUGGAUAAACUACUUCAAAGAAAAGCCGAAAGCGGUGUUAAAGUUUACAUUUUGUUAUACAAAGAAGUAGAACUAGCCCUGGGACUAAACAGUUUUUAUAGCAAGCAAACUUUACAAGAUCUACAUAAAAACAUCAAAGUAUUGAGACAUCCCGAUCACGCGAAAGUUGGUGUUUUCUUGUGGGCUCAUCAUGAGAAAAUCGUUGUUAUAGAUCAAACAUACGCGUUUGUUGGUGGAAUUGAUUUGUGCUAUGGAAGAUGGGACGAUGAGAAUCAUAGAUUGACAGAUCUGGGUAGUAUGACACCCGCCGUUGACGUUUCGACAUUAAGAAAAAGAACAUCUAGCAGAACGGCAGGAGACAUUAUUUACCCUAUACCAGUUCCGUAUUAUAAAAGAUCACCUUUACCCACACACGAAGAAUCUCAGAAUGUAGUUAUGGAGCAAGCACCUAAUCCUGACGAUCUGCCAAAACUAAACCCUGGUGAUCAAUUGUUGAUGCCUCACAACACAUCUAUUAAACCCAAUACUCCCGAUGCAGAAAGAAAAAAUAUUUUCGGUGAUAUCAAAGAUAAAGUUAAAUCUAAAGGCAAAGAGCUAAUCAAUUUAGUAUAUACUGCCAGUGAAGACGAAGUAUUUACAUCCGAAGACGAGCUGGAAAAUGACGAUAAAAGUGGAAAAAUUAAUUUGGAAACUCCAGAACAGUUCAUCGAUGCUCUAAACGGUUCCGCAAAAUUUUGGGUUGGAAAGGACUACGUUAAUUUUAUUGUGAAAGAUUUUACGAAUUUGGAUUCGCCAUUUGAUGAUUUUAUCGAUAGGGUUACGACUCCUAGAAUGCCAUGGCAUGAUAUAGCGGUAUGUUUGUAUGGUCCAGCUGCUAGAGAUGUCGGCAGACACUUCAUUCAAAGAUGGAACGCUACAAAAUUGGAAAAAGCUAAAAGUAACUCGGCCUAUCCAUACUUAUUGCCUAAAUCUUACAACGACUUUAAAACACUGCCCAUUACUUUCCCAAAUAAGACAUACAAUGUGACAUGUCAGGUCCUGAGAAGUAUAAGUACCUGGUCAGGCGGUUUUCUUGAGCCAGAUUAUGUUGAGCAAAGCAUUCACGAAGCUUACAUAGAGACAAUAACCAGGGCCCAACAUUAUGUGUACAUCGAAAAUCAGUUUUUCAUUACUCUAGCCUACAACAAUCUCAACACUAAAAACCAAAUCGGCGAAGCUUUGUAUAAGAGAAUUAUCAGAGCAUACAAAGAAAAGGCAACAUUUAGGGUGUAUGUAGUAAUGCCUCUGUUGCCCGGUUUUGAAGGAGAGGUAGGUGGCGCUACAGGCACUUCUCUACAUGCCAUCACUCAUUGGAACUACGCCUCUAUAUCAAGUGGUCGUGACGCGAUUUUGAACAGACUCAAAGAUGCUGGCAUCGAAGAUCCCUCAGAGUACAUUUCCUUCUACGGUUUAAGGAAUCACUCCAGAUUGAAUUCGGAACCUAUCACAGAACUGAUCUAUGUCCAUUCUAAGCUGAUGAUAGUAGACGACAAGAUAGUAAUCUGUGGAUCGGCCAACAUAAAUGACAGGUCAAUGAUAGGAAAACGAGAUUCAGAAGUAGCGGUUAUUAUAGAGGAUGAAGCUUUUGAAGAUGGUAUUAUGAACGGCAAUCCUUAUCCUUGUGGACUGUAUGCUGGUAGCUUGAGAAAAUACCUUUUCAAGGAACAUCUAGGACUGUUUGACGAUGAUAAUGAUACUGUUGACUUCGACGUAGCUGAUCCAAUAAGUGAUUAUUUUUACAGGGAGGGAUGGUACAAAAUAGCCAGUCUAAAUACUGAACUCUAUGAGAAAGUUUUCCACGUCAUACCCUCCGAUUCCGUAGAGACUUUCCAAGAUUUGAGGAGGAACAAUGAAAUAAAGCCACUCUGGGUGGACGAACUAUCCAGAGCAGAGAAAAUGCUGGAAGAUAUUCGGGGACAUCUUGUGUUUCUUCCUCUCAAUUUCCUAAGCAAGGAAAAUCUUACGCCAGCUGCAGCUUCUGUAGAAGGUAUAAUGCCAACAUCUCUAUGGACUUAAAAAAUAGUCUUUUUUUUUGUAAAAACAGUCUUAUUUAUUAACAUUCUUAUUUAUUAAGCAAUAUUUUCUUGUAUUUUGAAAAAAAAAACUUGUCCUGAUUGAUAUUUACCACAGACUAACCUAAACAGAUGCGACAAACAAUGCAAAUGUGAAAAUUACAUUUUGGCGAAUGCGCAAGGCAAAUUUUUCCGUUAGAUUUGUCAUAUAGGCGAAUUUUACAGCGGACCAGCAAAGUAACCUCCAUCCGUUUACUAAGAAGCCACGCCUCCUUUGUGUAGA